Molecule: messenger RNA, 1366 nt
Organism: Microdochium trichocladiopsis
Lineage: Eukaryota; Fungi; Ascomycota; Sordariomycetes; Xylariales; Microdochiaceae
Exons: 3
Coding region: 1-1035 (344 amino acids)
Source: RefSeq, a predicted model, not a curated record
AUGGACGUCUACUUCGAAUCAAGCUGGGCGAUCUUGAGCAGCAUCGGCAUCGCCAACUUCCUCUUUGGACUCAUCAUUGUCAGCAUCACACGUCUCUCUGUUGUCGUCGCGGUGCCUUUAGUGGUGUCAGUGGCCACCGCAGUAGCCAACGGCCUGUGCUUCUAUGCCUUCUAUCAAGACCAUCCCACGACACAGAAAGCCGUUGCAUCGGUUUUUGCAGACCUCUUCUGGCUGAUCCAGGAGGUUGGCCUGUCAUUCUAUGGAUAUGUCAUCCUGGCAAGGGUGCUCCCCAGACAGGAGAAACGCAUCUUCGUGCCAAUGUUCUGGGUCAUUGUCGCCGCCAUCGCGGGUUGUCGCUGCGCGAUAGCCGCUCAACGCGUACAAGCCCUCGUUUCCGGAAGCGACAGCCUCCAGGUAAUCAUCAACCAUCUUCAUACCGGCUACUUUAUAUGCAUAGCGCUGCUGGAAUGCGUCACUGCCGUCUUUCUCCUUCGCAAGUUUGGCUCCGCGAAGAAGGCUUCACAAAACGCAUCAAUUCGUACAGGGUUGCUCAGGCACUUCAUGCGGGGUACCGAGAUUCGCCUGGCGACACUUGCCCUCAUCGGAGUAUCUCGAGCCAUCACAUAUUUCUUUCAGACUUCUCUCCAGGCUGCCUCUUCUACGGCCAGCCAGAUCGAUCGUUUCAUCUACACACUCGAGUGUGUUUUUCCCAUGAUGUUCUAUAUCGACGUCCUUGCCUCCCGAAUCAAGUUCACCGGCUCCUCGCAGGAGCAAUCCUAUGGCGCCAAUGGGAUGGGCGCAUCUGCAAAGAUGAAGAGCCGGUCCACUCCACGUCGAGCAGACCAUAGGUAUCCCGGCUGGCAGGAGCUGGACGACGAGAAUGUGUUCCCAAUGGGACUCACCAGUGUCAGCAGAGCCGUACCAUCGGACGCGGGCGUCUUGGCGAUCUCAGACGACGCCAGAAAGAAUGGUGCCUCGAGGAAUGGCAUCACCAAGACCGUGGAAGUCAACGUCUCAAAAGCUGGGGCGGAUUAAGUACGGCAUGCGAACACAAUAAGCCAAUUUAGCGCCUUACUUGUGUGACCUCUUCAGAGCUCGCCGUGGCGCUGCUGUACGUGGAUACCGCUCUGGGUAUGCUUCUUUCAUUUCCGUGCUCCUUUGACAGGAGUUUAAUGUACUCCGUCCACAAGAACUUAGCAUUACUGGCAUGUCAUGACCCUUGUUCCUUGUUCCAUCAUGGCGCUACUCGUUUUGGACUAUUCCGAGUAUGUCAUGUUGGUUAUUCACGCAGACAUAAUAAGGACUUCGUCACGCUGUCGAGGCUGUGAAGUCUCGGCAUGUCGACAUAUCCAAGGUCAAGUAGCUC